This is a messenger RNA of Spirodela intermedia, 6362 nucleotides long. Lineage: Eukaryota; Viridiplantae; Streptophyta; Magnoliopsida; Alismatales; Araceae. The record is from the annotation of a GenBank genome assembly.
AUGGGGGUGGGUACGAGCUUGAGGAGGCUUGGACUAGGUUACCCAGAGAUUCUCCUGUCCAUGGCUUGCUUCCUCUUCCUCUUCCUCCGCCAUGGGAGGCGGGGUAGCAGACUCCCUACGAAGUGGCCUGUAUUGGGUAUGAUUCCCGGCUUCGUCUCCCGUCUACACUGUCUCCACGACUAGGUCACCGAGAUGCAAAGGUAGUCCGGCUGCACCUUUUUAUUCAAGGGCCAGUGGUGCCUCGGCAUAGACAUACUCUUCACCUCCGAUCUGGCAAACAUCAGAUACAUCUUCAACGACAACUUCUCCAGCUACCCCAAGGACGGCCAGUUCCAUGAGAUCUUCGAUAUCUUCGGCGACGGGCUCCUCAAAGCCGAGUCCGAUUCCGAGUCCUGUAAGAGUCAACGGGAGAUGACUCACUUUUUUUUCAGUGAGCCCAGGUUCCAGCGUUUCGUUGCGAGGCUGACCAGAGAGAAGGUGGAGAAAUUUAUCGUCGCUCUCCUGGCUCGUGCCGCCGAGCACGCCGACGUGGCUCAGGACAUAUUCUUCCCGUUCACCUUCGACAGCACAUGUAACAUGGCCUUUGGAGCGGACCCGGGCAGCCUGUCGCUCGACCUCCAUUCCGUGCCCUUCAUCAACGCUCAGGACUACAUGUUGGAGGUCAUGUUCUUCCGGCACGUUGUGCCCAUGGGUUGGUGGAAGCUCCUGAGGUGGCUACAUGUGGGGAAAGAGAAGAAGAUGGCACUGGCGUUGGAAACCAUCGAAAACUUCUUAGCCGUGCGGAUCGCAGAGAGGAUGGACGAGGUGGCGAAGCUCAGACACGACAAGAGUACGGAGGAGGAACAGACUUCGGACUUGCUGACUUCGUACUUACGCCGUCAAGCCAAAGGCGACGAUCAUACCUUCCGCUCCAACAAGUUCGUACGAGACGCGAUAUUCAACUUGAUGCUGGCCGGAAGAGACGCUACUGGCACGGGCCUCACAUGGUUCUUCUGGGUGGUCUCCCAACGUCCUGAUGUGGAGCGGAAGAUCCUCGAUGAGCUGAAGCCAAUUAUAACGGGUCUUCCCGAGUCCCGUCGCCGUGACCCGGUCGUCUUUAGAGUCGACGAUCUCAGCUCAGCGGUUUACUUGGAGGCAACCCUGCGCGAGGCCCUGAGGCUGUUCCCUCCCGUUCCCCUCGAGUACAAGUGCGCCGCGCGGGCGGACGUCCUUCCCAGCGGUCACAAGGUAGACCCAAAGGCGAAGAUAGUCAUACCUCUGUACGCUAUGGCAAGGGUGGAAGGCAUCUGGGGGAAGGGUUGCUGCGAGUUCAAACCGGAGCGGUGGAUCUCCGACGACGGGAAGCUGAAGCAUGAGUCUUCGUACAAGUUCCUCUCAUUUAACUACGGGCUGAGAAUCUACCUCGGCAAGGAUAUUGCCUACACCUAGGUGAAGGUGGUGGCAGCCACUCUGCUCCACGACUUCAGCAUCACGGUGGUAAAAGGUCAUGUCGUGGCGCCCAGUCUCUCCAUUAUCUUUCGCAUGAAGCAAGGGUUGAGGGUAAGUGACGAGAAAAGGGUCUGAUUUCCGGCGAUCAUGGAUGUCUUGACGUUCUUUUUGGAUAGUGUGGAAUUGGAGAUUUCUCUCGAUAGUUUACAAUUGUUGCAUGUUGUUAUCUUGUAAGAUGCGGUCCUAAUGUGGCAUAAUAGGCUCUUGUUUAGUGGAAGAGUAGAUGCUACUCUUCCACUUCUUUUUUAGUGAUGUCUUCGUUUGUGAGACCAAAGAGUAAAGAUGGCGGUGGACUUUGCUGGAAAAUGGUGCUUUGGAAAGUAAACAUCCUUGCAAUUAUAAAAUUUCAUAAGGAAGUUCUUCAACAAAAGAAUAUAUUUUGUUGGGGAUGAGUGUGUGUGUGUGUGUGUGUGUGUGUGUGUGUGUGUGUGUGUGUGUGUGUGAGAGAGAGAGAGAGAGAGAGAGAGAGAGAGAGAGAGAGAGGAAUUUCAUUCAUGACGGGGGCUCCUCCUUUAGGUUUAAGUAGGUUUAACCCUAAAGGAGGUACUUACAGGAUUAGCCCUUAAAUCAGUAUAGUUCUUGGAUGGGCUGAGAUGAGCCGCUAAAUGGGUCAACCUUCUCAACAUAUUUUCGUAUCUUCAAGACUGAUAUGCAAAGAAAGUGAGCUUUUACAGAAAGAGGCUUUUGAUCAUAUGCUUGUGUAAUCGGACUACUAACAAGUUGUUGAAGGUAAUAAUAACAUGGAAAAUUUUCCAUCAAGCUGCCGCUCAGAUUGGACAGAUUAGCUCAAAAUUUCGCACACAAGAUGUUCGAUUGCCCAUAAAGAUUCUUUCAUUUUUCAUAUUUUAUUGACAAAGCGAAGAGAGCUCUCUUGUUACAGAGGACGACUACGUUCCGACAUACCAUUCGAGGGCGAACCGAUUCCGUGCACGUUCCCACUCACCAUGCACCAUUUCAACGACCAUCCUCCCUCACCAAGCGUGUCCCUCCCCCUAUUUCAAUAUUUUUAACUAAUCGUGAGUGAGAAAAUAACAUUUAUUUUAUAUUAAUAAUAGUCGGAUGACCGCAUUUAAAGCAACAGCUCAUCCUAGGACUCGGACAUGCCCCACUCGCCGUUCUAGCCCCCUCAAGCCCGGGGUCCGACUCGGCGCCGUGAAGACGGCUCACGCUGAAACUUAAGCCCAAGGUCACAUACGGACGGGCCCAACCCGCGGGCUCUCCUGAGCCGGCCCACACGGGACGACGACGGGGAUGGCCGCAAGGGCAGUUGCAAAAUUAGUAACAUCAAGGAGCUUCUCAGCCUAAAGUUACGCCUGGUAGGAGGAGCCGCUGGACUAGGAAGUUUAUUGAUCAGGCCGCCGAUGGCCAAGAGAUCCACGGGGGACAUGGAAAAAGUCACCAUUCGAUCUCAUUUUCUCCCCUGGAGGGAAAGAAAUCUGAGUUUGUUCUUCGAGCUGCAUGUCCCACGUGCGAAGCGUGCCCGUGGCUGCCAACGGAGGGGACCCCAGUACGUGCCGAACGGCGACUGAAUUAGAUACGAGUGUUAGUUGAAUUUAGAAAUCAGCUGAUAAUAGUUAGAGAGAGAGAGAGAGAUGGCGACUCAGUCGGAGAGGACAUUGUUACCUGAACUAAUAAAUGAGGUCUUAAUGAUGAGAGAGUACUUGGUGCAAAUAUUAUCCACCUCGAACUGGAAAUCCCAGUUUCUUCACUAAGAAUCAGGCCGUUGAUUGAGAUGAGGAUAAGUAUGAGUUUGAGGAAACUAGGAUUAGGUUGCCGAGAUAUUCUCUUGUCCACGGCUUGCUUCCUCUUCCUCCUCUUCCUCCACCAUGAGAGGUGGAGUAGUAGACUCUCCAUAAACUGACCUCUAUUGGUAUGCUUUCCAAACCUCUUCUGCGGUGUAUGCCUUUGUCAGAGUAAAAUGUGUAAUAUAGACUUGCGGAAGCUGUAAAGUAAGGAAACAAGAAACAAACAUCUCACGAUCAAGAUGACACAUAAAUUUUAUGUGGUUCAGAGAUUAGCCUCUUAUAUUCAUGAGCGAUGAUAAAAAACUCCAUUAGAUAUGAAAGAGGUACAUAAGAAUACUUUCAAAAAACAUAAGAGAUAUAAUAUCUGAUCUUGGCCCUCAAACAAACUCACCAAUCACUUAUCAACUUAAUCAAACUCUCUCUAUAUGGAUAAUAGUUGUGAAAUAAAAGAUACCAGAGAAUGUAUUGAAGAAUGAAAUUAGAAAAGGGCCCCUCUAUGUAUAGCCACCAUAUGACACUUCGAGAAGUGUACAUAACAAGCACAUUGGAAAUGGUGCCAACAGUUUCUUGUCUUCCUCUCAAACCAUAUCUGUUCUUUGUGACUUUGUCUGCUCAUAGAGGCUGCUGGGUCUAUGAGAAUCAGUCACUAGAUAAAUUGGUUCUCCUGUGGACACGACCUUCUCUUUCCGCAUUAAAUGUAAAUCGUCUGUUUUUUCUACUAUACAACAGUCAUAUGAGCUAAAGACUUGGGCCACAAGCUCAAUAACCUCCCCCUUCAACUCAUAAGAGAGAUUGUCACGUGUUCCUCAAAGAGCAUCUAUGUCAAUCAGUUGUCGGUAAACCUAUUGUUUCUCUUUAGGCAAAGUCUUAGUCAACAUGUCUACUUUGUAAUUACUUCUUCUUAAUUACAUUUCUGAACCAAUAGUAACACAUUGAUAUGCUUCAACUUUGAGUGAAAUGUUGGGUUCUUUUAUAGAUAAAUGAUACUUCAACAUAAGUCAAUCAAUAAAUUUCAUGUUUUGAAGACUGAUAUCUAACAAAAAUGUGCCUUUGCUAACGAUUUGCUGAAGGUAAUUAUAGCGUGGAGAAAUUUCCAUCAAGUAGCCACUCAAAUAGUACAAAUUACCUCAAAAAAUGGACACAACAUGUUUGAUUUCCCACAAAAAUUAUUCCAUUAUCCAUAUUUUAUUUUUAAAAGGGGUUGGAGACAAUGCUGCAAAUUAUAUGCCCCACUCAAUAUGAAUCAUGAGAAUGAAGAGAAAAACAUUGGUAAAUUGCCAAUUUACUUCUUAUUCUUAUAUCUUCAUGGAAAAAGUAUCGAAUAAGUAAUUGGGGAGAAGGACAUAUUAAAAGUAGCGACAACCUGACAGAGGAACUGCUUCCAGCGGCCGAAGAGAACAUUAUCUUCGAUCAGCAAGUUUGUUUCAGAAAUUGACAAUGAUGGUGGUGUCUUUGCAUGUUGACGGACACAAGAUGGCCGUGUGGGCAGUUGCAAAAUUAGUAACAUCUUGGGGCUUCUUAGGCAAAAAUUAACGCCUAGUAGGAGCUGCUGGACUGGGAAAUUCAUUGAUCAGGCCAUGGACGGCCAAGAAAUUUACGUGGGACGCGGAAAAAAUUGCCCUUCGAUCUCAUUUUCUAUCCUAGAGGUGGAGAAUUCAUUGUUUGUUCUUCAAGAUGCAUGUCCCACGUGGACAACGUGCCCGUUGUUGCCAUCGGAGUGGACCGCAGCACGUGCGGAACGACAACUGGAGUGGGGAGGUUACUUCAAGCUGAAUUUAGAAAUGAGCUCUCAAUAAUCAGAGAGAGAGAGAGAGAGAGAGAGAGAGAGAGAGAGAGAGAGAGAGAGAGGGAGAGAGAGUACCUGGUGUUUCCACGACUGGACCACCGAGGUCCUCAGGGAAUCUGGUUGCACCUUCUUCUUCAAGGGGCCGUGGUGCUCCGGCAUGGACAUCCUCGGCACCUCCGAUCCGGCAAAUAUCAGAUACAUCUUCAACGCCAACUUCGCCAACUAUCCCAAGGGUGGCCAGUUCCUAGAGAUCUUCGACAUCCUCGGCGAUGGGAUCUUCAACGCUGACUCCGACUCCUGGAAGACUCAACGGAAGGUGGCCAACUCUCGCAUGCCCAGGUUCUGGCGUUUCGUCGCGAGGGUGAGCAGAGAGAAGGUAGAGAAAGUUCUCAUCCCUCUCCUCGCUCGUGCCGCCGAGCACGCCGCCGUGGUGGAUUUGCAGGACGUGUUCCUCCGGUUCACCUUCGACACCACCUGCAACUUGGUCUUCGGGGUUGACCCUGGUUGCCUGUCUCCUGACCUCCCUUCCGUGCCCUUCGCCAAUGCUCUGGACGACGCUGAGGAGGUCCUGUUCUUCCGUCAGGCUGUGCCCAUGGGGUGGUGGAAACUCCUGCGGUGGCUACAGGUGGGGGAAGAGAAGAAGAUGGUGCUGGCGUCGGAAACCAUCUGCAAUUUCAUAACCGGCAGGAUCUCAGAGAGGAUGGACGAGGUGGCGAAGGUCAGGCAAGAUAAGGGUACGGAGGAGGAACAGGCUCCACGGACUUGCUAACUUCGUACUUACGCGUUCAACCCGAUGGCGAUGAUUACACCGUCCGUUCCAAGAAGUUCCUAUGAGACUCGAAGUUCAACUUGAUGCUGGCCGGAAGAGACACCUGUCGACCCGCCAAGUCGACCCGGUCGUCUUUGGAGCCGACGAUCUCAGCUCAGCGAUUUACUUGGAGGCAGCCCUGUUCGAGAGCCUGAGACUGUUUCCUCCCGUCCCCUUCGAACACAACGGCGCCGCGCGGCCGGACGUCCUUCCCAGCGGUCACAAGGUCGAUCCAAAGGCGAAGAUAGUCAUACCUCUCUACGUUAUGGCAAGGGUCGAAGGCAUCUGGGGGAAGGAUUGCUGCGACGACUGGAAGCUGAAGCACGAGCCUUUGUACAAGUUCCUCUCCUUCAACUCCGGGCCGAGAAUCUGCCUCGGCAAGGAUAUGGCCUUCACCCAGCUGAAGGUUGUGGCGGCCAACCUGCUCCACAAAUUCCACAUUACGGUCGUGAAAGGUCAUGUCGAGGUCCCCAGUCUUUCCAUUAUCCUCCACAUGAAGCAUGGGUUGAGGGUAAAUGUCGAGAAAAGGGUCUGA